CAGCGAAACAUAAAUAAAUAAAGAAACAGUUUGUGGAAGCAGAAAUAGAAAGAUGCAAGCUGCUAAGGAGAAAAUCAGCAAUUUGGCUAGUGUUGCUAAGGAGCGCAUGACUAUCUGCAAAGCCAAGGUUGAAGAGCAGGCAGAGUUAACAACAGCCAGGACAGCAGAAGAGAGAGAGUUGGCCAGGGAGCGUAGAAAAGUAAAGGGAGCACAGGCAAAGAUGGAAUUACAUCAGGCCAAAGCCAAGCAUGCAGCUGAGAAAUUAAGUUCCAAGCACCACCACCACCAACCGCCUGUGGUGGGCACUCAGCCCGUUGUUGGAACCCACGCUAACCAGCCAGUCGGAACUGGUGGUACCAUUCCUGGAACCACGGCCCCUGCACACCCCCUAGGAGGACACCCUCCUGGACACGGGCAUAUUUAGACAAUUAGCCAUGCUGUGUGAUGGAAGGUAGGACUCGGUGUGUGUGUGUACGUGUAGACUUGUCUGUCUUGAGUUUGUCAGUUCUCUGUUGGAAACUCUCUUCUGAACCGAAAAUUAUUGAUAAAUCACGCAUCCC
This is a messenger RNA of Populus nigra (black poplar), 560 nucleotides long. RefSeq names its product late embryogenesis abundant protein 18-like. The transcript is spliced from 2 exons. Gene Ontology annotation, biological process: embryo development ending in seed dormancy. The record is from RefSeq and is a predicted model, not a curated record. Bases 53 to 424 code for a protein of 123 amino acids. NCBI's taxonomy places the organism in Eukaryota, Viridiplantae, Streptophyta, Magnoliopsida, Malpighiales, Salicaceae.